AUGCCUGUUACGACUCGCAAGGUUCUACAAAACACAUACAACCUCAAAAAUGUCGCGCACCUACAACACAAACUCUUCAAACGGCAUUGGUUCCCAAAACUCCAUCGGUCUCACAUACGGGCUCGUAAUCAGCAGCCUUUUCGGAUCCACAACAUGCAGCGUCUUCCCGUCCGCUUUGUCACUCUCGGCAGCCUUCGCCAAAACCUGCGCAACAUCCUCCCUAGCCACAGUCCCAUAACAAUUGACCCCCUCCGUCGCCACGGCCCCCCCAGUAGACGGCUCAUCCACAAGCGGCCCAGGCCUAGCGAUAGUCCAACUGAUCUUCUUCUCCUUCAAGUACGCCUCGGCGCGGCUCUUCUCCAGCAACAGCGGGCGCAUGGUGUCCAUGACCUGGAACGGGACUGA
This is a messenger RNA of Chondrus crispus (carragheen), 405 nucleotides long. RefSeq lists its product as hypothetical. The coding region runs from base 1 to 405 and encodes 134 amino acids. The transcript has a single exon. The record is from RefSeq and is a predicted model, not a curated record. NCBI's taxonomy places the organism in Eukaryota, Rhodophyta, Florideophyceae, Gigartinales, Gigartinaceae.